Cuscuta epithymum is the source of this 4809-nucleotide messenger RNA. Lineage: Eukaryota; Viridiplantae; Streptophyta; Magnoliopsida; Solanales; Convolvulaceae. The record is from the annotation of a GenBank genome assembly.
GAGAAAGAGAAAAAUCUGGAAAUGAAGGAAUCCCAGCUAAACUCAAUCUGUUCCAGAUUUAUUUAAUCACGCUUAUACAUACCACAAAAAACCUUCAUAAAUCACAGAGAGAGCCAAAUCGCUGUUGAUAAUGGCCGCUUCGAACGGGAUGGAGUUUUUCUCCGGCGAUUUGGAGGCGCAGAUGGAUAACAACUUCCCGAGACUGUCGAAUUUCGAGUACGCGUAUGACGAGGAGGAACUGAUGUGGGCGGCGAUCGAGAGGUUGCCGUCCCAGAAACGCCGGAAUUUCGCGCUACUGAAUCGCGCGGCGGCGUCACAAACGGCCGCCGGAAGGGAGAUCACCGAGGCCGUUGAUGUGCGGAAGCUUGAUCGCGCCACACGCGAGCUAGUCGUCAAGCAAGCCUUGGCGACUUCCGAACAGGAUAAUUACAAGCUCCUUGCCGCCAUUAAGGAUCGCCUCGACCGAGUGGGAUUGGGCGUGCCGAAAGUUGAAGUUCGUUAUCAGGAUGUAACAAUUGGAGCAGAUGUUCAAAUUGGUUCAAGAGCUUUGCCAACUUUAAUCAACUGUGUUCGUGACACACUCGAGAGCAUGUUGAGAGGAAUACGAGUCUUUCGACCAAAGAGGCACAAACUAACCAUCUUGAACAACAUAAGUGGUGUCAUCAAACCUGGAAGGAUGACACUUCUUCUUGGACCACCGGGUUCGGGUAAGACAACGCUACUUAAGGCAUUAGCCGGGAAACUCGAAACAGAUACAAGCUUAAAGAAAAGCGGGAUUAUUACAUACAACGGCCAGCGGCUUGAUAGCUUCUGUGUCCAAAGAACCUCCGCUUACAUAAGUCAGACAGAUAACCACAUCGCCGAGCUAACUGUGCGAGAAACUCUAGAUUAUGCUGCCAGAUUCCAGGGUGCAGACCAGAGUUUAGGAGAGUAUAUGAAAGAUCUUACGUAUCUAGAGAAGGAAAGAAAGAUACAUCCCAAUCGUCACAUUGAUGCAUUUAUGAAGGCAUCAUCAGUUAGCAGUGGAAAACACACUGUGUGUACAGAUUAUAUUUUGAAAGUACUUGGUCUUGACAUUUGUUCAGAUACGCUAGUUGGUAAUGAGAUGCUUAGGGGUGUUUCAGGUGGACAAAGGAAGAGAGUUACAACAGGAGAGAUGAUUGUUGGGCCAAGAAAGACUCUGUUUAUGGAUGAAAUAUCUACUGGACUUGAUAGCUCCACCACAUACCAUAUUGUGAAGUGCAUAAGGAAUUUUGUUCAUCUAAUGGAAGGAACCGUCUUAAUGGCUCUUCUUCAGCCUGCCCCAGAGACAUUUGAUAUGUUUGAUGAUCUGGUUUUGCUUUCUGAAGGACAUGUAGUGUACCAUGGUCCACGCGAUAGUGUGGUUGAGUUCUUUGAGUCGUUAGGUUUUGAACUACCACCUCGUAAGGGGAUUGCAGAUUUUCUUCAGGAGGUGACUUCAAGGAAAGACCAGGCACAAUACUGGGCUGAUCAUUCAAAACCAUAUGUUUUUAUUGCAGUUUCAAAAAUUGCUGAAGAAUUUAGAAAUUCCAGAUAUGGUCAGGCCUUGGAGUCUUAUCUGUCAGGUCCUUAUGAAGGAACUGGUGCCCAUCAUUCAGCUCUCUGUGCUAAAAGGUUUGCAGUUUCUAACUGGGAGCUCUUCAAAGCAUGUUUUUCCAGAGAACUGCUUCUCAUUAAAAGACACAGAUUUCUUUACACUUUCAGAACUUGCCAGGUUGCAUUUGUGGGAUUUGUGACUUGCACAAUGUUCUUAAGAACCCGGUUACACCCCACUGAUUUGGUCAACGCAAAUCUGUACCUCUCUUGCCUAUUUUUUGGUCUGGUGCAUAUGAUGUUCAAUGGAUUUUCUGAGAUGCCUAUUACAAUUUUCCGAUUACCAGUGUUCUAUAAGCAAAGAGAUAAUCUUUUUUAUCCUGCCUGGGCCUGGUCUAUCUCUUGUUGGGUUACACGCAUACCUUACUCAGUAAUUGAAGCAGUUAUAUGGUCUUGUGUUGUAUACUAUACUGUAGGAUUUGCUCCUGGUGCGGGAAGGUUUUUCCGCUAUAUGUUAGUCCUUUUUUCCAUACAUCAGAUGGCAUUGGGCCUCUUUCGCUCGAUGGCAGCUCUUUCACGAGAUAUGGUCAUUGCUAGUACAUUUGGCUCAGCUGCCUUGCUAGCUAUAUUCUUAUUGGGUGGUUUUAUAAUCCCUAGAGAUAUGAUAAAGGGAUGGUGGGUUUGGGCUUUUUGGGUAUCACCAUUAUCCUACGGGCAACGAGCAAUAUCUGUCAAUGAGUUCACGGCAACAAGAUGGAAUGAGAGGACUACUUUAGGAAAUAUUACUCUUGGAAACAGCCUUUUGCAAUCACACAGCUUACCUGCAGGUGGGUAUUGGUAUUGGCUGGGAGUUGGUGCUCUACUGCUCUAUGCCUUGUUUUUCAACAUCAUAGUGACAUUGGCAUUGACGUUUCUUAACCCGAUCAGAACAUCUCAGGCAUUCGUAGAAGAAAAUUCAGCUAGAAAGGAUGGUAAAAAUGGAAACCAUGAUUUUUAUGGUCAGUUGGUUAUGAGUGAACAGACUCCUUUAAAUGAUUGUGUACUUGUCUUGAAUUGUAGCGGAAAACAGGGCGAACAUACAAGAGAUAGACCAGGCCCAGGCAGGAAAUAAUAAUUCAAAUUCCGUAACCAGAAAAGAUGCAAGUAAAAAGAAAGGGAUGAUUCUCCCAUUUCAGCCGUUAACAAUGACUUUCUACAAGGUCAAUUACUUCGUCGACAUGCCAAAGGAAAUGACCUCACAAGGUGUAACAGAAAAGAGGUUGCAAUUACUGUCUAAUGUUAGUGGAGUUUUCUCACCUCGCAUUCUUACAGCAUUAGUUGGGGAAAGUGGGGCAGGGAAAACCACUUUGAUGGAUGUUCUAGCCGGCAGGAAGACUGGUGGAUGGAUAGAAGGUGACAUUAGGAUAUCGGGUCACCCAAAAGAACAACAAACGUUUGCAAGAGUUUCAGGAUAUGUUGAACAAAAUGACAUACAUUCUCCUCAAGUUACAGUUUUUGAAUCCCUCUGGUUUUCUUCUUACCUAAGGCUUCCCAAAGAAGUGAAUAAUAAACAGAGAAAGGAGUUUGUUGAAGAAGUGAUGGAGUUAGUCGAGCUAGAUACACUGAGGAACGCUAUUGUCGGUUUGCCAGGCACUAGUGGCUUAUCCACAGAACAAAGAAAACGUUUAACAAUUGCUGUGGAACUUGUAGCGAACCCAUCCAUAAUUUUUAUGGAUGAGCCUACAUCAGGACUUGAUGCUCGUGCAGCAGCUAUUGUCAUGCGGGCCGUUCGUAAUACUGUUGACACUGGAAGAACUGUGGUAUGCACCAUCCAUCAGCCGAGUAUUGAGAUUUUUGAAGCAUUUGAUGAGCUGCUUCUUAUGAAACGAGGUGGACAAAUGAUAUAUGGAGGAAAGCUCGGGGAGCAGUCACAAACUAUGAUAAACUACUUUCAGAGUAUGCCCGGUACUCCACCAAUCCCUCCUAGUUACAACCCUGCAACUUGGAUGCUUGAGAUCACUACCCCUGCUGCAGAAGAGAGAAUAGGUCAAGACUUUGCAGAAUUAUAUAGAAAUUCAGAACAGUACAGGGAAGUUGAAGCUUUGAUUGAGAGUUUCAGUGUUCCACCUGCAAAUUCAGAACCUUUAAAAUUUGACUCGAUCUAUUCUCAAGACACGUUCUCUCAGUUUAGAAUCUGCCUCUGGAAGCAAAACAUUGUAUACUGGAGAAGUCCUGCCUACAAUGCAGUGCGUAUUUUUUUCACUCUGCUGAGUGCACUCAUUAUUGGCUCUGUAUUCUGGGAUGUUGGUUCAAAAAGGGACUCGACACAAAAGUUAAUGGUGGUAAUGGGAGCUCUGUAUACAGCUGCUUUAUUUCUAGGGGUCAACAAUUCAUCAUCUGUACAACCAAUAGUUUCUAUAGAGAGAACAGUUUUCUACCGAGAAAGAGCAGCUGGGAUGUAUUCAUCUCUCCCAUAUGCAGCUGCUCAGGGCCUGGUUGAGAUUCCAUAUAUUCUAGCGCAGACAAUAAUCUAUGGCAUCAUUACAUAUUACAUGAUCAACUUUGAAAGGACAAUAGAGAAGUUUUUACUCUAUCUAGUGUUCAUGUUUCUUACUUUCACCUACUUCACAUUUUACGGCAUGAUGGCGGUCGGGCUCACAUCAAACCAGCAAACUGCAGCCGUCAUGUCCUCUGCAUUCUACUCAUUGUGGAAUCUUCUAUCUGGCUUUCUUGUUCCUAAACCUAGCAUUCCUGGGUGGUGGAUAUGGUUAUACUACAUCUCCCCAAUCUCCUGGAGCCUGCGGGGGAUCAUCUCAUCUCAACUUGGGGAUGUAGAAACAGAGGUGGUGGGUCCAGGGUACAAAGGUACGGUGAAAGAAUAUUUGCGGGUCAGUCUUGGGUAUGGGCCUGGGAUGAUUGAGUGGUCGGCCCUGAUACUUGUCGGGUUCAGCAUCCUCUUCUUUUCUGUCUUUGCUGCAUCUGUGAAGUUCCUAAAUUUCCAACGGAGAUGACGAUGAGGAUGAGAAUGACAUUUUUGCACUUAGUGUAGCAUGUCAGCCUAGUUGAGAUGGUAUUUUAUUCUUUUAGUAGGAGUAACUAAAUCAAAUAUUAGGGAGAAAACAUGUUUAGUUAUGUUUUAACAUUGUAUUCAUGUUUUAGUUUUAGUUUGAGCAAUUUCUUGAUAUUUUAAUGGUGAUAUCUAGUACUCGGUACUCCUAUGUAUGAUGAUCUGGUUCUGAUUGAGACCGUGUUUGGCAACUUGAAUUCUAAUGCAGU